Molecule: messenger RNA, 1371 nt
Organism: Fusarium mangiferae
Lineage: Eukaryota; Fungi; Ascomycota; Sordariomycetes; Hypocreales; Nectriaceae
Exons: 1
Coding region: 1-1371 (456 amino acids)
Biological process (GO): lipid catabolic process
Molecular function (GO): triacylglycerol lipase activity
Source: RefSeq, a predicted model, not a curated record
AUGUUACCAAAGUUUAUCACCAACAUCCUCGUUUCAGGCGCUCUUGUUGCUGCAGCCACUCAAGAGCCCCUCCAGCCCAACCAUUGCGACGUUGCCUGCCAGCUUGCUUACCGCAAGGCUCUCGCUCUCGAGGCCAACCGCUGGGUCAACCAAAACGUUUCAACAGACGAUUUUUAUUCCAACCCGUCCAACCUCUCCGAAUACUCCGCUGGUGAUCUUGUCAAGUGGGAAGAUGUUCCCGCUGACCAAGUCUCCAAGAGAUGGACCCUUCCCGGCGGAGUAUCCAUGUCUCGGUUCUUCUAUAUCACCGAGGACAUUGAUGGCAAACCCAUUCCAGCUACUGGGUUUGUCUUGACGCCUUACUCGAAUCCUCUUGGAAACGAUAAGCCUUUCCGAACACUUGUCUGGACUCAUGGAACUGCUGGUGGCACGCGUCAAUGUGCGCCGUCAAAUCACCGGGCUCUCUAUUAUGAGUGGUCAGGACCCUUUGCUCUUGUUCAGCAAGGCUAUGUUGUCAUUGCACCCGACUAUGCUGGACAAGGCAGUGAUAUUCCUCAGGGCUUCAUGUAUGAGUCUGGUGCACUUCACGCUGGAGACGUCAGCUUUGGACUCCAGGCUGCACGCAAGGCUCUCGGAAAGCGCAUCACCAAGGAUUGGGUUGUCAUUGGACACAGCGAGGGUGGUAUGACUGCAUGGAGAACCGACGAACGAGAGGCCAAGCCCGGUAAAGCGACUGGUGGCUUCCUCGGUGCUGUCGCACUCGCCCCAGCUCUCCAGCCCAUCAAGCUCAUCCCCGAAUCCUUCCGUCGGGCAAAGGAAGGUCCAGCUGGCGAUGUCGUUUCUAUCUUUCUCCUUCAGUCUAUCUCGCGUCUCUACCCUUCCAUCAAGGUCGAAGACUAUGCCACUGACAUUGUCCUCAGCCGCAUCGCCCUUGCAGACCAAGGCUGUCUUAUCACAGGAGGUACACUCUAUGGUAGCUUGACCGUGAAGCAGCUGUAUAAGAACACUAGUUGGGUCGAGCAUCCCGACUUUGUUGACUGGCAGAAGCGUUACAACGGCGCCGGAGAACACCCUCUUGCAGCACCUAUGCUUGUCAUCCAGGGAGAUGAUGACAUUCUGACAUACGCUGAGUAUGCCGAAGAGGACUUCAACGCCACCUGCAAGAAGUACCCCGAGUCAACUGCUGAAUACAGACUUUAUCAUAAGACGGAUCAUGGUCUUGCUCUCUCAGUUUCCAUGGCCGACUUCUUCCCCUGGAUUGCUGACCGCUUUAACAAGGUCAAGCUGGACAAAGGCUGCAAAAAGACCAUUAUUAAGCCUGUUACCACCAACUUUGGGCUGACCAGCCAGGACUGGCAGGUGGAGCUUUGA